Molecule: messenger RNA, 2187 nt
Organism: Prunus armeniaca (apricot)
Lineage: Eukaryota; Viridiplantae; Streptophyta; Magnoliopsida; Rosales; Rosaceae
Source: the annotation of a GenBank genome assembly
AUGCCCAGUGUAAAAGUCUCAAGAAACUAUCACGUACCGUUUCUAUUCAAACCCAAGGUCAUACCCGGUUCUAUUGAGGACCCCAUCAAGCUUUUGAAAAAGGCAGCUGAUACUAAGAACCUACGGUUAGGCAAAACAGUCCAUGCCCAUCUCAUCAUAUCCAGUGAAACUUCUAAAUUCCUUGACAUAUUUCAUGCUAACUCUCUUAUCAACUUAUAUGCAAAAUGUGACCGAAUUACAACUGCCCGCCAUUUGUUUGAAUGUAUGCCAAAGAGAAAUGUGGUAUCUUGGACUGCCUUGAUGGCUGGCUAUUUACAUAAAGGGCUGGCCUUGGAAGUUCUUGCCUUGUUCAAGACUAUGGUAUAUGUGGAUAAUUUGUGCCCGAAUGAAUUUGUUUUUGCGACUGUUCUUUCUUCUUGUUCUGGCAGUGGGAGAGUUGAAGAGGGAAAGCAGUGCCAUGGCUAUGUAUUGAAGUCUGGAUUGUUGUCUUAUCAGUAUGUUAAGAAUGCACUAGUUCACAUGUAUUCAAGUUGUUCAGAAGUGGAAGCGGCUAUGUGGGUUCUGAACACUGUGCCAGGUGAUGAUAUUCUUUCAUAUAAUUCGGUUGUAAAUGGGCUCUUAGAACAUGGACAUGUGAAGGAAGCAAUGGAUAUUUUGGAUAUGAUGAUAGGUCAGUGCAAGGCUUGGGACAAUGUUACAUAUAUUACCAUUUUUGGCGUUUGUGCCCAUCUUAAAGAUUUGAGAUUGGGUCUGCAAGUUCACAGCCAAAUGUUGAAGACAGAUAUCGACUGUGAUGUCUUUCUAAGUAGUGCAAUGAUUGACAUGUAUGGGAAAUGUGGUAAGGUUUUGAAUGCAUUGAAAGUUUUUGAUGGCUUGCAAACUCGGAACAUAGUCUCCUGGACUGCAAUCAUGGCCGCUUAUUUCCAAAAUGGGUACUUUGAGGAAGCAUUAGGUCUAUUGUCACAGAUGGAAUUUGAAGAUAUUCUUCCAAAUGAAUAUACUUUUGCUGUCUUGCUUAACUCAUGUGCAGGUUUGUCUGCACUAAGACAUGGAGAUCUAUUGCAUGCCAGUGUUGAGAAGUCGGGUUUCAAAGACCACGCCAUUGUGGGGAAUGCUUUGGUCAAUAUGUAUUCAAAGUGUGGCAACAUUCAAGCAGCAAAUGACGUGUUCUUGGAUAUGACAUCUCGAGACGCUGUUACCUGGAAUGCAAUGAUAUCAGGAUUUUCCCAUCAUGGGCUUGGUAAGGAAGCGCUGAAUGUGUUUCAAGAUAUGUUGGAAGCAGGAGAGCGUCCUAACAAUAUUACUUUUGUUGGUGUUCUCUCGGCUUGUGCUCAUUUGGGUCUGGUGCAAGAAGGAUUCUACUAUUUGAACCAGCUAAUGAAACAGAUUGGCAUUGAACCCGGACUAGAGCAUCAUACUUGUAUUGUAGGGCUCCUCAGCAGGGCUGGACAACUUGAUCAAGCUGAGAAAUAUAUGAGGAGUAUGCCAGUCAAGUGGGACAUUGUUGCCUGGCGAAGUUUGCUCAAUGCUUGUCAUGUACAUAAAAGUUAUGGCUUAGGUAAGCGAGUAGCAGAGGUUGUUGUGCAAAUGGACCCUAAUGACGUGGGAACAUAUACACUAUUGUCAAAUAUGUAUGCCAAGGCAAAGAGGUGGGAUGGAGUUGUGCAGAUCCGGAAAUUGAUGAGGGAAAAAAACAUCAAGAAAGAACCUGGGGUGAGCUGGGUAGAGAUAAGAAAUACUACCCAUAUCUUUGUUUCGGAUGAUAACAUACACCCAGAGUCCAGUAAGAUACAUGAAAAAGUUGGCGAAUUGUUGGCCAAGAUUAAACUAUUGGGAUAUGUGCCAGAUAUUGCUGCAGUGCUACAUGAUGUGGAGGAUGAGCAAAAGGAAGAUUAUCUUAGUUAUCACAGCGAGAAGCUUGCAAUAGCAUACGCCCUCAUGAAGACACCUACAGAAGCGCCCAUUCGUGUUAUUAAGAACCUCAGGAUAUGUGAUGAUUGCCAUGCAGCUGUGAAACUUAUUUCAAAGAUUACUGGUGAUAAUGAUGAAAGUUUUAAUAAAGUGGAUUACCAGAGAAGGAACUUACAUCUUAUGGGUCAUAGCCGUAUAAGCCUCCAUGGCAGCCAUACUGAGCAUGCUGUGCAGAGGUUAAGACAUCCAGCAGAGAGGCUUUAUUUAAUCACCUGA